ACAUCCUCUGUAUUUCCCCACAGGGUACCCCUAGCACAGCUGCACCCAAACCUUCUUCUCUCUCCCACCCUGCGAGAGCCGAGCGACCUCACCCCUCCCACGCCAUGUUCCGCCGAGCCACCGGCCUCCUGGCCCGACGCUUAAUAUCCUCCUCCGGGUCCAGGGCUAGGCCAUACUCGACCGAUCUCCCGGCGGCUCCCACUGCGGAUUCAACCUUCGUGGAGGCCUGGAAGAAAGUGAUACCAAACAUUGAACCCCCCAAGACCCCUCUCUCCUUCAUGAAGCCUCGCCCUGCUACUCCCCCAUCCAUCCCUUCCAAGCUCACCGUCAAUUUCGUUCUCCCGUAUGCCUCUGAGCUGUCCACAAAAGAGGUUGACAUGGUCAUAAUACCAGCAGCAACGGGGCAGAUGGGUGUUCUUCCUGGACAUGUAGCAACGAUUGCAGAGUUAAAACCUGGCGUCUUGUCAGUGCAUGAAGGGAAUGAAGUGAAAAAGUAUUUCAUCAGCAGUGGCUUUGCUUUCAUUCAUGCGAACUCAUAUGCAGAUAUUAUUGCCAUCGAGGCUGUCCCUGUCGAUCAAAUUGAUCCAGGCCUUGUUCAGAAGGGGCUUGCAGAGUUCACCCAGAAGCUGAGCUCGGCCUCAACUGACUUGGAGAAAGCUGAAGCUCAAAUUGGAGUUGAAGUGCACAGUGCUCUCAACUCGGCGCUGACAGGCUAGUGUUACUUAUAUUUGUGCCUUCCCCCUCUUGAUUUAUCGAUUCUCUCACUUCUUUGACUUCUUUAAGGCUACCCCCAUUGAAGCUUUUGAUUUGUCUCCUUGACCCAAUACUACUCGAGACGUUUGGUUCAUCUACUUCUGUGUUGAAUGUGGGGUUGGUGGAAAUAAUCUUUGAAUAUGUGUAUUCUGGCAUUCAAAAACUUGGAGCAGAACUUCGAGGAACAAGAAAAGUUUCCUUUCUUUGUUUCUUCUA
Messenger RNA from Juglans microcarpa x Juglans regia, 969 nucleotides. Its product is annotated as ATP synthase subunit delta', mitochondrial-like. Lineage: Eukaryota; Viridiplantae; Streptophyta; Magnoliopsida; Fagales; Juglandaceae. The coding region runs from base 105 to 716 and encodes 203 amino acids. The transcript is spliced from 2 exons. Gene Ontology annotation, molecular function: proton-transporting ATP synthase activity, rotational mechanism. Gene Ontology annotation, biological process: proton motive force-driven ATP synthesis. The record is from RefSeq and is a predicted model, not a curated record.